GCUGCACAUACACACAAACACACACACAUACAGAGUGUGUACAACUCAGGAGAUACCAGGCAUGAGCCACUGAACUUCUGAAAGAGAGAGAGAGAAAAAAGUUUGCAAGUGAGAGAGAGAGAGAGAAAAACAAACACGAUUUCUUUUGUUUUGUUGUUGUUUCUUUGAUUCAGUGUGUGUGUGUGUGUGUGUGUACCUGCCCGGUAUGGAAUGCAGAAUGAGACGCCUGCAGUGGGUUCUGCCUCUGUCGCUGCUACUCGGUGGGCUGACUGGGGUCCACCUGAAGAACCCGAGUUGUCACGAAGUGAGGACCGCUUUUCAGCUCCGUCAGAUCGGGCCACUGAAAUUUGUGCCGGAUUUUCCCGGGAAAGUUGAGGAUCUACAGAUCUGCACACACGACGGGCCGACUUGCUGCACAAAGAGGAUGGAAGAGAAGUAUCAAGCAGUUGUUCGGAGAGAGGUCCUGCAGAGCAUCCAUUUCCUGAGCUACGAGCUGAAAUACAGGAUUGAGAAGAAUGGGGAGGCUUUCCAAGAGGCUUUUAUAUCCUUGAUUCACAGUGCCAGCAAUCAUACCAACUCCAUGUUCAAGACAGGGUACAGGACAAUGGCAAAGGAGGCUACAGAGGUGGUGAAGGGGCUGUUUACUGACCUAUCACUCUAUGUCCUGGAUACGAGCUGGAGCAUUGAGGACAUGGUCCUGGGUUUCUUUGACAACCUUUUCCCAUUGGUUUAUAAUCGGCUGAUACACCCUGGACUAAAUGAGGUCUCUUUGGAUUACUUAGAGUGCCUACGGUCGGCCAGGCAGAAUAUCAACCCCUUUGGAAGCUACCCUAUGAAGAUGGUAGCUGAGAUAGCCGAGCCACUGCAAGCAAUGAAAACCCUCCUGCAGGUCCUGAACAUAGGCAGCGAGGUGAUAAAUAUGACUAAGAACAUUGUUUUCACCCGGGAGUGUACCAGAGCCCUGGUGAAGAUGCAAUAUUGCUCUCACUGCCAUGGCCUUACUCUGAUCAAGCCCUGUGUGGCCUAUUGUCUGAAUGUGAUGCGGGGAUGCCUGGCCAAUGUUGCCGAUGUUGACCCUCACUGGCAGGCCUACAUUUCGAACCUAAACGAGCUCACCAGUAUCAUUACAGGACCUCAAGGUGUGGAGCUGGCUUUACUGAGAGUGGCACCACUGGUUAAUGAAGCUAUUUUACACGCCCAGCUGAACGGACCCGAAAUCUCUACUACAGUGGGUAAAGUUUGUGACCAGACCCAAGAGCGAUCAAUAGCUACUUCACAGGAAAACACAGCGCAGGUCCUGGUCAUGCCCAGCUUCAAACCCCAGGCUGUGACCCCAUAUGGCACCCUGGCCCAGAGAAGAAGCUCCCUGCCUCUGAAAGAAGUAAAGACUGAUAGGCCUAGGACAAUGAAAAAGAACUCUAGGGACUUCAUGAACUACAUCCGGCGGCACAGGACCUUCUAUGCUUCCAUGGCAGAGCAGAUCUGUGAAGAUGAUCUCCGACCUCAUGAUAGCUCAACCUGCUGGAACGGAGUAAACGUUGUGGAAAGUUACACAAACAGGGUGGUCGGGAAUGGAUUGAAAGAACAAGCGAACAACCCGGAAGUGAAAGUCCGAGGACCUGAUGCUAUGGUGAAGAAGGUCAUCGACAAACUUGUGCAAAUCGACAAGAUGUUGCAUGGGAAAAGGAGCAAGCAGUCAGGGCAGUGGUCCUCAAGAGAACCUGGCAGUGGUGAUGACAGGGAAGAGGACUCUGAAUCGAGCGGAGACUGUGACGAUGAAGAUGGAUGCACAGGAUCUGGAAGCGGAGAAGUGGGCCGUAAGAAGAAUACAGACGUGCCAGAAGAGCGAUGGACGAAGGAUCACAUUUACCCAGGGAUGGCCCCCACACUGAAGGGAGCAAAGGUGGCCUCUCCAAGCUCCACCCCCAGCAGCACAGCUCAGAGCAAGCCAGGAGCAGGAGCCAAUCAUUACAGCCUGUCCACAGUCGCCACGGUCACAGUGCUGGGGCUGAUGUGUCAUUGGCUGUUAUAGUUAAUGAUGCAUUGUGGGUGCACCUGCCCGCUCUUAUUUAUCCAGUAUUACAACAAUCACGCAGCUUUUAUUCUUUGUUGGAGGCCAAGUGAUGCUUUAGGAUCUGUGUUCUUGUAAUAUAGAUGAGAGCUGCAAUAUACUAUCGCAAACUGUUGGUCUUGAAAGGAUAUUGUAUAAACAAAACGAAUCAUGUGAAAAAUGUACAUAGUUUGUAUAAAAAAGGCAGUCGAUUUAGUCAAGAUAAAGGAACUGUCCGAGAUACAAAUAGACAAUCUCUUUGAACAUGAAUUCAGACACUGAGGCCUAAUAGCGUUUCUUGAUUUUUGCAGCCUGCUCCUUUAGUUGUCUGACUAACUCUCAGGAUCUAUUGAUUUGACUCCCUUGGUGUAGGCCCCAACAUUUAUCCCCCUGCUGGGGUAGCCAUCUGGAGUAUCAUUAUCUCUAAUCCUGGUUAAUAAUCGGUGGCUGGUUCUGGAAAAUGUACACACGUAUGCUGGCAAUAAAGGUGAGCAGAUCCAGCAAUAAGCGUCUGGAUUGAGAUGAUAAAGUCAUAGAGAGGGAUACAGCAUAGAAACAGACCCUUCAGUCCAACUCAUCCAAGCUGGCCAGGUUUCUUAAACCAAGCUAGUCCUGUCUGCCUGCAUUUGGCCCACAUCCCUCUAAGCCUUUCCUAUCCAUAUAUCUGUCCAGGUGUCUUUUAAAUGUUGUAAUUGUACCUGGCUCUACUACUUCCUCUGGCAGCCCAUCCCAUACACGCACCACCCUCUGUCUGAAAAGGUUGCUCCUCAGGUCCCUUUUAAAUCUUUCCCCACUCACCUCAAAUCCCUGCUUCCUAAUCUUGGACUUUCCUACCAAGUGGAAAAGACCUUGGCUAAUCUUGACAUUAUGAACCAAACAAA
Molecule: messenger RNA, 2931 nt
Organism: Hemiscyllium ocellatum (epaulette shark)
Lineage: Eukaryota; Metazoa; Chordata; Chondrichthyes; Orectolobiformes; Hemiscylliidae
Gene: gpc5b
Product: glypican 5b
Exons: 9
Coding region: 206-2032 (608 amino acids)
Biological process (GO): regulation of protein localization to membrane; positive regulation of canonical Wnt signaling pathway; cell migration
Cellular component (GO): extracellular region; plasma membrane; cell surface
Source: RefSeq, a predicted model, not a curated record